CUGAUGAAGAAGAUGAAUAAUGUGACAGAAUUCAUCCUCCUGGGCUUGACUCAAAACGUGGAACUUCAGAAAUUCUCCUUUUUUGUGUUUUUAAUUGUCUACUUGGUCACCUUGGCGGGCAACUUGCUCAUCAUGAUCACCAUCAGUACCAGUAGUGCCCUUGAAACCCCCAUGUACUUCUUCCUGUCUUACUUGGCCCUUAUAGAUGGCUGUUGUUCUUCCUCCAUGACCCCUAAAAUGCUCGCUGACACUCUUACUGUGAGAAAAAUCAUCUCUUUUACGGGAUGUAUGACUCAAGUCUUUGCUGAACAUUUUUUUGGUGCUGCUGAGAUUAUCCUUCUCACAGUAAUGGCCUAUGACCGUUAUGUGGCCAUCUGCAAACCCUUGCAUUACACAACCAUCAUGAGUCACCAGGCGUGUGGCCUCCUUGUAGGAGUGGCCUGGGCUGGAGCCUUUGUCCAUGCAACCAUUCAGAUCCUCUUCACAGUCUGGCUGCCUUUCUGUGGCCCCAAUGUCAUAGAUCAUUUCAUGUGUGAUUUGUACCCUUUAUUGAAACUUGUCUGCAUGGACACUCAUACCCUUGGUCUCUUUGUUGCUGCCAAUAGUGGGUUCAUCUGUUUGUUAAACUUCCUUCUUUUGGUGGUUUCCUAUGUGGUCAUCUUGCUCUCCCUAAAGACCUAUAGCUUGGAGGGGAGACGCAAAGCCCUCUCUACCUGCGUCUCUCACAUCACCGUGGUCAUUUUCUUCUUUGUGCCCUGCUUAUUUGUAUAUCUGCGCCCAGUGAUCACCUUUUCCAUUGAUAAAGCUGUGGCUGUGUUUUAUACCAUGAUAACUCCUAUGUUAAACCCUUUAAUCUAUACGUUGAGAAAUUCAGAGGUGAAAAGUGCCAUAAAGAAACCUUGGGGCCGAUCCAUUUAUGGCAUCUUCGCCAUCCGAUUAUCCGAUUCACCUGUUGAUUCUCUUUUCCAAUUAGAACAUAAACUCAAAGUAGACGUGUAUUUCCAGCACCCGGAAUAG
Molecule: messenger RNA, 1017 nt
Organism: Puma concolor (puma)
Lineage: Eukaryota; Metazoa; Chordata; Mammalia; Carnivora; Felidae
Product: olfactory receptor 4C12-like
Biological process (GO): G protein-coupled receptor signaling pathway
Cellular component (GO): membrane
Molecular function (GO): G protein-coupled receptor activity; olfactory receptor activity
Source: RefSeq, a predicted model, not a curated record